AAAUCAAAAUAAAAAGAAACAAACUAAAACCAAAUCGUCUUCUCCAUCUCUCGCAUUCUCUUUUCACGCGAUCCCUUCCUCACGCCACAGUCCGCCGCCGGCCACAGCCAGCCGUUGACCGCAGCACUCCGCCUCGCCUCCGUCCAGUAAGGCCCUCCCCCCCCUCUCUAGGUUAUCCUCUGUGCAGCGCCUGCCAGUUGCCAUUGGCGUGCAUCGCCGCUACCCUCCGUUCGCCGUUGUUCGUUACCGGGUUUGUUGUUGAAGGUACUGAGUGAUACACCCUUCGCCUUUUCCUUUGUAGUGAGAUAAAAUGGGAGAGAGGAAGGUGCUUAACAAAUACUACCCACCGGAUUUUGAUCCAUCAAAGCUACCAAGGGUCCGUAGGCCCAAAAACCAGCAAAUGAAAGUUCGUAUGAUGCUUCCUAUGAGCAUCCGGUGCAAUACUUGUGGUAAUUACAUAUACAAGGGCACAAAGUUUAAUUCUCGCAAGGAGGACGUCAUUGGUGAGACAUAUUUGGGAAUUCAAAUUUUUAGGUUCUACUUCAAGUGUACCCGAUGUUCGGCUGAGCUCACCAUUAAAACAGACCCCCAAAACUCAGACUAUGUCGUAGAAUCAGGAGCCACACGUAAUUUUGAACCAUGGCGUGAGGAGGAUGAAGCUUUUGAGAAGGAGAAACACAAAAGGAAUGCUGAAGAGAUGGGGGACCCAAUGAAAUCUUUGGAGAAUAGAACCUUGGAUUCCAAACGUGAGAUGGACAUCCUUGCUGCUUUGGAUGAGAUGAAGUCUAUGAAGUCCAGACACGCAAAUGUGAGUAUUGAUUCAAUGCUUAUGGCUUUGCAACGAACAACCGCUGAAAAGGAAAAGAAGUUAGAAGAAGAGGAUGAGGCAUUGAUAAAAUCAAUAGUCUUCAAUAACUCAAACAAUUUUGUUAGAAGAAUUUCAGAUGAGGAAUUUGAUGAUAGUAGUCAUUUUGUACAACAUUUGACCAACAAUGUCAAAACAUCUGACUUUAAAGCAAAGAAACAGAAGGUUUCUGAAGAAUCUCCUCAUGAUCCUACCAGUACUUCAGAAAAAGCUGUUGUUCUCAAUAGCCUCACGGGUGAAGGUAAAGAUGGCAACGUUGGCACAUCUAGUGAUGCUAAAUUUGUUUCAAAAUCUUUGCCAGUCAUAGUUUCUAUUAAAAAGAAACCAGAAUUGACUGCUCGAGUGGAGAAUAAACAGAGCUUGGACAUUCAAAGCAAUGAUACGAACACUGGACUCGAGUCAUUGUGCCAAUACGAUAGUGACGAGGAUUGAUACAUUAUAUUAUAUCGGUUUGAGUUAUUCUAUUCUUAGAACUUUAAUGUGUAUACAAUAUAACUUGGUAAUAAUAGUUGGUUUCGUUUUAUUAUAUUAACAAGUAAUAUUCUCUUGUGCAUGGUCAAUGUUUCCUUCUCAACGUCUCACAUGUGAGACGAUCUCACAGUUUGUUGCCGCAUUCCUCGCAUCUAAGGUAUUGGAAGAGCAAGUUUCUUCUCUUCUUCAAA
Molecule: messenger RNA, 1527 nt
Organism: Benincasa hispida (wax gourd)
Lineage: Eukaryota; Viridiplantae; Streptophyta; Magnoliopsida; Cucurbitales; Cucurbitaceae
Biological process (GO): mRNA splicing, via spliceosome
Cellular component (GO): U2-type catalytic step 1 spliceosome
Source: RefSeq, a predicted model, not a curated record